Molecule: messenger RNA, 2396 nt
Organism: Lytechinus variegatus (green sea urchin)
Lineage: Eukaryota; Metazoa; Echinodermata; Echinoidea; Temnopleuroida; Toxopneustidae
Product: protein SSUH2 homolog
Exons: 13
Coding region: 374-1834 (486 amino acids)
Source: RefSeq, a predicted model, not a curated record
UCAUAUGUUUGCGACAGAGUUUGCAACACAACGCGAACUUUUUAUUCACAAUCUUUGCAGUUGGCAACCCGGAUUUCAUUUCACGUCACAAAUCACCGUUUACGUCAUCAAUACAUCACACUUUUUGACCAACAAAAUCAGGAGUUAUAAAGCCGGUAUUUCUGAUCCACGUGUAAAGAUAAAGAGAACUUUCUUAAUCUUGGACCGCCGGUCUUGGACAACAAUCCACGCGGGCAUGCUCCCAUACUCAGAACUCAUCUGGAGCGUGAUGCCAUUUUCUCAUACUCGCGAAUGACACAAUCACUCCACAGGACGCUUGGUGGAAGAACAAAAAUAAUUUAGAGUGUGUAACUAUAAUCUUUACUAGAUCGGGAUGCCAGACGAAAGACAGCCAAUGUUACAAGGUGGUAACAACACAAUGUACACACAAGCACAGGGAUAUCCUCCACAGCAGCAAGGGGGUUACCCCCCUCCCCAACAAGGUUACCCUCCCCCUCAGCAGCCUGGAUACCAACAACCCCAACAGCAACCUGGAUACCCACCUGCACAGGGUUACCCCCCUCCACAGCAGGGUGCUGGUGGUUACCCCCCUCCACAGCAGGGUGCCAGUGGUUACCCCCCUCCUCAGGGAUCGUAUCAAGGUGCCCCUGCUGGAGCUGGAGUACAGGAGACUGACACACCUACUUUCAAGGGAGAAAUACCAGAUGAUGAUGUGGAAGUUAAUCCUGAUAAUCCUUCUAGUGCAGCUCCUACUGCAACAGCCCCUCCCAUAGAAAAGAUGGAUCAAGUUGCUGGUUACAACCAGAUGGAUGCCCCUCUUCCCCCUCCCCCACCACCUUCUUAUGAUGAGGCUACCCAGCCAACACAACGGGCCGGUAUCCAACAAACCCCAACAUUGACCGAUGAUGAAGCCAAGGAAGCACUAGUCUCAUUCGUGGCAGAGAAUUGUUGCUAUGGUAAAAAGGCAGCUACGAACCUUCAUAUAAAUGAACUUAAACACACUGCAGCAUUCCAUUACACGCUUGAGACAUUUACUGAGAAGAGAACAACUAAGUGGGUUCAUGAACCAUUCUCAGGUCAGCCCAUUGAUGGCCCACACAACGGGCCCGCCCCUCUUCCGUGGAACAUUGCUGUCAAUGUCCCCAGCAUGUUUCAAAACAGCAUUGCAAAGGUCGAGGUACCGCAUACAGCAUCUGUAAAGCCAUGUCAUGACUGUCAUGCUAUUGGAUUUCGCAGAUGUCACAUCUGUUAUGGACGUGGAAGGACCCGGUGUCAUACGUGCCAUGGACAUGGACGUCGUCAGGUCAGUCAUUAUGAUCACCAUGAGAAGAGGCACAUCUCUCGCUGGGAAUCAUGUACCUUCUGUCAUGGGAGGGGUAGAAGAAGGUGUUAUACAUGCCACGGUCAUGGACAGAUCACAUGUUGCACCUGCUCUGGACGUGGAAGCCUGAAAUGUUUCAUCCAACUCACCGUCAAUUGGACCAACCAUCUGAAUGAUAACAUAGUUGAACGCACUGCCUUGCCAGAUGAACUCAUUCGUAAUGUAACAGGCCAGGUCGCAUUCAAAGAGGAAAAUGCAAGGGUCUGGCCUAUCAAUCACUUUCCAGACCAAGCUAUCAACCAAGCAUCAAGAGACCUCGUUCGACAACAUUCUGGUGCAUUCCAGCUUGAACGCAUCCUGCAACAGCGUCACCAGGUUCGCAUUAUUCCUGUUGCUGAGUCCAUUUGCCAGUGGAAGGACAAGAACUUUUCUUUCUUCGUCUACGGAUUUGAACGUAAAGUCCAUGCCCCUGAUUACCCACAGCAGUGCUGCUGCGGCUGUACCAUUUUGUAAAGGGGAUGAUGCUCCACAUGUCGACAGAUAACUCUACACAUUUAAAUUUCCAGUAUAAAAUUGUCAAAAUUCCCAACUGGCCUCAUAAAUAAUCAUUUUUCGUAGGCUAGUCUUAUAUUUGAGAACUGAUAACUAAGACAUUUGCAGUAGUAUUUUCCAAGAUAUGGUCCAAGUUUGCAGUUGUUUAGGCAUCAUUUGAAUUUGAAUCCUCAGUUUGCUGUAAUAUAUAAAUUCUUGGCCCUAUGCCUUAAAUGAUACAAUAAACUGUAAAAUCAAGGGCAACUAUAUGCCCAUGAUAAAGAUUGUACAAAAAUGUAUAAAUCUCUUGUAAAUAUCAAUUGUAUCUCUUAAUGUUACAUAGCCCUGUUCAUUUUUCACAUCAACAGUAAUAUGUGAAGAGUACUGGCUUAGUUUAGAUCAGUGACAUUCAUUAUCUGUCAUUGAGUGAUUACUUUUUACUUAAUAAUGGCAUUGAAAGAAGUGACUUAAAAGGGGUCUGUUCUUUCUUGAGGGUAGUAGCACAGUGGGUGGGCUGUCAUAGGCUCUCGUACCAGAAUAUUGU